This is a messenger RNA of Epithele typhae, 1230 nucleotides long. RefSeq names its product dihydrolipoyl dehydrogenase. NCBI's taxonomy places the organism in Eukaryota, Fungi, Basidiomycota, Agaricomycetes, Polyporales, Epitheliaceae. The transcript is spliced from 7 exons. The record is from RefSeq and is a predicted model, not a curated record. Bases 1 to 1230 code for a protein of 409 amino acids. Gene Ontology annotation, molecular function: dihydrolipoyl dehydrogenase (NADH) activity; flavin adenine dinucleotide binding. Gene Ontology annotation, cellular component: oxoglutarate dehydrogenase complex; mitochondrion.
AUGUCAAGAAUGAUCGUCAGUGGCCCAGGCCCAGGCCCAACGCGGAACGCGGGGGUGUGCGCCGAUGGGCGUCUGCGCAGGGGUCCUCCUCCUCCUCCGAACGUCAUGCUCCAGGUCCAGAAGGUCUCCUUCGCCAGUCCACCAGUACCCUGGCCGGUCGCCAGCAGAAGCAGCGCGGGCUCGUUACACCCCCGGAGCCUUACAAUUCCAUUGCCAUCGGUGGCGCUUGGUUUCCGGACGGCCUGCAUUGCGAAGCGCGGCGCCUUCAGUAGAACGUGCCUCAACGCGGGCUGCAUUCCCUCAAAAGUGAUACUCAACGUUCCCGAGGUCGACCUCUUUCUUUCUUUCAUGCUCAUGCGAGCGGUCACUGGCUUAGUGAAGGGUACCAAGACCCUUUCCAAGCAAAACAAGGUCGACUACAUCAAGGGUGCCGGCUCGUUCGUCUCCACCACGAAGAUCGCCGCCACGCUCAACGAGGGGGCGAGGGCAAGAACAUCAUCAUUGCCACUAAUUCCAAGGUCGCACCUUCCCCCGGCAGCGUCAUCACCAUCGACGAGAAGCAGAUUGUCUCUUUUGCUGGCGUGCUCUCCUCAAGGACGUCCCCAGGAAGACAGUCGUCAUUGGCGGUGGUAUCAUUGGUCUGGGGAGCGUCUGGGUGCGCAGAUCACUGGUGUCGAGUUCCUUGGUGGUAUCAACGUGCACAUCCUCCCCUCCUUCGCAGCGGACGUCGUCCUUGUCUCCGUCGGUCGCCGCCCGUACACCGAAGGACCUAAUCUCGACGCCCACGGUGUCGAAGUCGACAGGAAGGGUCGCGUCGUGAUCGAUGGCCAGCUCAGCACCUCCGUCGAGAGCAUCCGCUGCAUUGGUGACGUCACCUUUGGGCCCAUGCUCGUGCGCGAGGUCGGGGAGGGCAUCGCCGCCGUCGAGCACAUCCCCAAGGGCCACGGGCACGCCAAUUACGACGCGGUCGUGUGGGUGGGCAAGACCGAGAAGGAGCUCAAGGCGGACGGUGUCAAGUACUACAAGUUCAUCACCAAGGCGGGGACGGGCUGGAUUCUGGAUGUUCGUGUCAUUGGCCCCAACGCGGGCGAGAUGAUUGUGGAGGGCGUGCUCACGCCCCAGUACGGUGCGAAUGCGGACGACGUCGCGCGGACGACGCACGCUCACCCCAUGUCCUCGGCGGCCUUCAUGAGACGGCGAUGGCGGCAUACGACAGGCGCCCACUUCUGA